Messenger RNA from Colletotrichum paranaense, 963 nucleotides. RefSeq names its product short chain dehydrogenase. NCBI's taxonomy places the organism in Eukaryota, Fungi, Ascomycota, Sordariomycetes, Glomerellales, Glomerellaceae. Bases 1 to 963 code for a protein of 320 amino acids. Gene Ontology annotation, molecular function: oxidoreductase activity. Gene Ontology annotation, cellular component: cytosol. The transcript has 6 exons. The record is from RefSeq and is a predicted model, not a curated record.
AUGCGCCCCUAUACCCGUAUAGCUCGCUCUGUCUGCUCUUCACUCUUGUCAUCUCAACGCCAACAGCCUCAGCUGCAUUCUUCACUGCGCAAAGUCCUCCACCAGAACCAUCACAGAACCAUAAUGUCCGCCGCAGCAAAGCGCCUCGAAGGCAAGACGGUGCUCAUCACCGGUGCCUCGAGCGGUAUCGGCAAGAGCACGGCCUUUGAAUAUGCCCGUACGGCGCCCAAAAACCUCAAGCUCAUUCUCACAGCCCGCCGCAUCGACACCCUCAAGGAGGUCGCCGCCGAAAUCCAAAAGGAGGUCGGCAGCGGCGUCAAGAUCCACCCCGUCAAGCUGGACGUCAGCAACCCCGAGGAGGUCCGCCAGCUGGUGCCUAAUCUGCCCGAGGAGUUCAAGGAUAUUCACAUCCUCGUGAACAAUGCCGGCCUCGUCAAGGGAGUUGCCAAGGCUCCCGAGAUCGCUGAGGAGGAUAUCAACGUCAUGUUCGCUACCAACGUCACCGGCCUCAUCAAUGUGACGCAGGCCAUUCUCCCCAUCUUCAAGGCGCGCCCCGAUGGCGGCUCAGGAGACAUUAUCAACAUUGGCUCCAUUGCUGGUCGUGAGCCGUACCCCGGUGGCUCAAUCUACUGCGCGACCAAGGCCGCCGUGCGCAGUUUCACCGAUAGCUUGAGAAAGGAGCUAAUUGCGACUCGCAUCCGCGUCAUUGGUAUUGACCCCGGCCAGGUCGAGACUGAAUUCUCCGUCGUCCGCUUUUACGGUGACAAGUCCAAGGCCGACGCUGUUUACGCCGGGUGUGAGCCUCUCACCCCUGAAGAUAUCGCAGAGGUUGUCGUCUUUACGACUACUAGGAGAGAGAACGUUGUCGUCGCAGACACGCUCAUCUUCCCUCAACACCAGGCGAGGUGCCGCCGGCCUUCUCCACCGCAAGUCUUGAAGGGGAGGCCCUCGGUUAUCGAUUAA